Messenger RNA from Indicator indicator, 1410 nucleotides. RefSeq names its product PDLIM1 interacting kinase 1 like (gene PDIK1L). The transcript is spliced from 2 exons. The coding region runs from base 1 to 1026 and encodes 341 amino acids. Gene Ontology annotation, molecular function: protein kinase activity; ATP binding. Gene Ontology annotation, biological process: protein phosphorylation. The record is from RefSeq and is a predicted model, not a curated record. NCBI's taxonomy places the organism in Eukaryota, Metazoa, Chordata, Aves, Piciformes, Indicatoridae.
AUGGUGAGUAGCCAGCCUAAGUACGAUCUAAUACGGGAGGUUGGUCGUGGCAGUUAUGGUGUGGUGUACGAAGCGGUCGUCAGGAAGACCUCUGCCCGGGUGGCGGUGAAAAAGAUUCGGUGCCAUGCUCCAGAGAACGUGGAACUAGCUCUGCGUGAGUUCUGGGCACUUAGCAGUAUCAAGAGCCAGCAUCCCAACGUCAUUCACCUGGAGGAGUGCAUCUUGCAGAAAGAUGGUAUGGUGCAGAAGAUGUCCCAUGGCUCCAGUUCCUCCCUUUAUUUACAGCUUGUAGAGACCUCACUGAAAGGAGAGAUAGCCUUUGACCCCAGAAGUGCUUAUUACCUGUGGUUUGUGAUGGAUUUCUGCGACGGGGGGGACAUGAACGAGUACCUCCUGUCCCGCAAGCCCAGCCGCAAGACCAACACCAGCUUCAUGCUCCAGCUCAGCAGCGCCCUGGCCUUCCUGCACAAGAAUCAGAUCAUCCAUCGUGACCUCAAGCCUGACAACAUCCUCAUCUCCCAGAGCAGGAUGGACGCCACUAACCUGGAGCCUACCCUGAAAGUGGCUGAUUUUGGGCUGAGUAAAGUCUGCUCGGCCUCGGGGCAGAACCCUGAGGAGCCGGUCAACGUCAAUAAGUGCUUCCUGUCCACUGCCUGUGGGACUGACUUCUACAUGGCCCCUGAGGUCUGGGAGGGACACUACACUGCCAAAGCAGACAUCUUUGCCUUGGGGAUCAUCAUCUGGGCCAUGCUGGAGAGAAUCACCUUCAUAGACACGGAAACAAAGAAGGAGCUGCUGGGCAGUUACGUCAAGCAGGGCACAGCCAUCGUGCCCGUGGGGGAGGCACUGCUGGAGAACCCCAAGAUGGAGCUGCUCAUCCCUGUCAAGAAGAAGUCCAUGAACGCUCGGAUGAAGCAGCUGCUGAAGGAGAUGCUGGCAGCCAACCCCCAGGAGCGGCCGGACGCCUUCGAGCUGGAGCUGCGCCUGGUCAACAUAGCCUUUAAGGACAGCAGCUGGGACACGUGAGCCGGCCAGCCCCAGCCCUCUGGGCAGAGCUGCUCCUCACCUGACCCUCUGCAUGGCAGGGGGGGAAAAAACAACCACAACAGCGCCUGAACUCAAACCUGCAGGGUGUGGUUUGUAGCCAGUUUAGAGUCUGAUGGAUGCGAGGUGGAGGCUGCUGCCUGGGUGUGUGUGGUGCCAGUGCAGGGGGAAGCUGUGGGGAUGUCCACUUGUGCAUGCUGGCAGUGGGAUGUCUUGGAGUGAUGGUGAGCUGAGACUUGAUUUCCAGCACUUACGGAGUAUUUCCUACAUUCCAGUUUCCUAUGUCAGUAUUAGGAACUCUGCUGGGGUCGGUGGGGGGGAGGAAAGGAAAACCCCUGAGGUUUGCAUGCUGGUAGUGCAAAUCUC